Cannabis sativa is the source of this 717-nucleotide messenger RNA. RefSeq lists its product as uncharacterized. The record is from RefSeq and is a predicted model, not a curated record. The transcript is spliced from 4 exons. NCBI's taxonomy places the organism in Eukaryota, Viridiplantae, Streptophyta, Magnoliopsida, Rosales, Cannabaceae. Bases 1 to 717 code for a protein of 238 amino acids.
AUGAUUGGUUUUGAAUGCUUGAAUCUCAUUAAAAGACACAAAAGGGGCAAAAAAGGAUUCGUGGCUCUCAAAGCUGAUAUGGCUAAGGCUUAUGACAAAAUUGAGUGGGGUUUCAUUGAAGGAACGAUGAAGCGGCUGGGUUUUCUUGAGUUAUGGGUUAAUCUAGUACAUAUAUCUCUUCGGUACGAUAGUCCAUUAAUGUCAAUGGGAAUUUGGCUUCAUGGGUUGCCUUGUGGGAGAUGGGGCCCGAUGGUUUCUCACUUGUUAUUUGCUGAUGAUAGUUUCUUCUUCCUCAAAGCUUCAAAGGAGAGUUGUGCUAGAUUCAGAGAAAUUAUGGGUUGUUAUGAACGUGCUUCAGGUCAGUUGCUCAGUCUUUCCAAGUCUUCUGUUUGCUUUUCUUCGGGUGUCUCUCGAGGUGAUGGUAGAAAUGUUAACAUAAAAUCUCGCGUAUGGAUUCCUAAAAGGUCUGCUGCUCUUACUUAUUCUUUUGGUGGCCAUCAUGUGAUAACCAUGGUUAGUGAUUUCAUUCAUGAGAAUGGGGAGUGGAAAGGAGUUUUGGGAUGGGCUUCCGAGUACACAAAGAAUUUUCAGGCAGCUAAUGCAAAGAAGUCUCGAUUUGUUGCGUGUCCCGUUCCACCUAUUCUGUGCUCGAUUGUUCCUCCAUGGGUGCCACUUGAUAGUAGUCAGCUGAAACAGAAUGCUGAUGCGGGAGUUUAA